This is a messenger RNA of Striga hermonthica, 972 nucleotides long. The record is from the annotation of a GenBank genome assembly. Lineage: Eukaryota; Viridiplantae; Streptophyta; Magnoliopsida; Lamiales; Orobanchaceae.
AUGGCUGCGAAUUUGGGAUCUUUGAGGCAGAGCUUCGUUGAGAAAAGCAAAGAGAGGUUGCUCUCUCGAAAAUACUACUCAGAUGAUGAUUCGUUUAUCAUCCGCGAGGGAUUUUUCCACCGUCUGCGCCGGCACACGAGCGAGAGGCUCUCGAGGUGGUGGAGCCACGUCAAGGGGACCGCGACCAGCGCCUACGAGAUGGGUAGAUCCGACCCGAGAAAGGUGAUUUUCGCGGCUAAGAUGGGCGCGGCCUUGUCUCUAGUCUCGGUGCUGAUUUUCUUCAAGGAACCCUUGAGUUAUAUCGGGCAGUAUUCUAUUUGGGCUAUUCUUACUGUUGUUGUUGUCUUUGAGUUCAGCAUUGGGGCAACCUUAAAUAAAGGGUUUAAUCGAGCAUUAGGUACACUAUCUGCUGGGGCAUUGGCUCUGGGGAUUGCAGAAUUGUCUAAAAUGGCUGGGGAACUCCAAGAAGUUGUGAUCGUUUUCAGCAUAUUCAUUGCAGGCAAGAUUAUUUUUAUUACUAUUAGCCACUUGAAGUUGAUAAUCACUGUUUCUAGAUUGCUGCUAAUCGCAGUUGGGGCCGGUGUUUGUUUGCUCAUAAAUGUUUGUAUUUAUCCCAUUUGGGCUGGCGAGGAUUUGCAUAAACUCGUGGUGAAAAAUUUCAAGGGUGUCGCCACUUCUCUCGAAGGUUGUGUGAAUAUGUACUUACAAUGUGUAGAAUACACGAGAAUUCCUUCGAAGAUAUUACUUUAUCAGGCUUCAGAUGAUCCUCUAUACAAGGGAUACAGAACUGCAGUCGAGUCCACUAGCCAAGAAGAGUCUUUGUUAGGUUUUGCCAUUUGGGAACCACCUCACGGUCGUUACAAGAUGUUCAAUUAUCCAUGGAGUGAGUAUGUUAAAGUUAGUGGUGCCCUUAGGCAUUGUGCGUUUAUGGUGAUGGCAAUGCACGGAAGUAUACUUUCAGAAAUCCAGUGA